AUCCCAGGAUGCCGCGGGACUGUAGAGCUUCACAAACAGUGCACUCCUCCAGUAUCCCAGGAUGCCGCGGGACUGUAGGACUUCUCCUGCCGCCGCCGCAGUGAGCUCUUUGUGAAGAUGGCGGGCGGUGGGUGCGUGCAGCAGGAGCGGCACCGGCCCGGGGCCUUCAAACAGAGCAACAAGGCGCACAAAGCCGGCAGGCACCGCACCAAGGGCAGCCUGGAGCGGGAGCAGAGAGGCAGAGUGAGUGUGAAAGUGAGCACCAAGAAGCUGAAGAAGCAGCUGAGGAGACACGAUCGGCGGCACCAUGCAACUCAGAUCCGCCAGCAGAGGAGGGAAGCAGUGCUCGCGGAGAAGAGGAGUCUGGGCACAAAAGAGGGUCCCCCCCAUCUGGUGGGUGUCAUCGUCUUGCACUCUGGUACAAGUGGCGCAGAUGUCAUGAGACUAAUUCGGAGUGACGAGACCUCAAGUGUGUAUGACCUCAACAGAAGUGGUGAACAAUUUGGCUUGAUUUGCCCCAGGUUCAAACAGAGAUUCAGCUUCAUCCGAGUAAAUUCAGGUGAUAUCCAUGCUGUCCUUGACCUUGCCAAAGUGGUGGACACGCUGAUGUUGGUGCUGGAUCCACAUGAGGGAUGGGACAGUUAUGGUGACUUCUGCCUCUCCUGCCUGUUUGCACAGGGCCUCCCAAGUCAUGUGUUUGUGGUUCAAGGAAUCAAUGACCUUCCUGUCAAGAAGCGAACAGAUGCUAAAAGGAGUUUGACCAAGAUUUUCGAGAGACGUUUUCUUGAUGCGAAACUCUUUCACAUGGACACGGAGCAGGAUGCUGCACUGAUUGUCAGACACAUUGCAAUGCAGAAACAGCGACACCUUGCUUUCCGAGAUCACCGCUCCUACUUAUUGGCUCAGCAAGUGACGUUUGAGGCCGAUGCUGGAAAUGGGCUGGUGGGGACACUGAAGGUGUCUGGUUAUAUCCGGGGGCAGCCGCUGAAUGUAAACAGGCUGGUUCACAUUGUAGGACACGGAGAUUUCCAGAUGCAGCAAAUUGAUGGUUCACCUGACCCCAUGCCCCUGAACCCCAAGACUACAAAGAAAAGAGAGGGCCUGACGGUCAUAGCAGCUCAUGGGGCGGAAGGAAGCUCUUCAUCUCCCUGUUUUAUUUCCUGUUUGGUUCUUCAGUCUGUAAUAAAACAGAAAUGCUGGAAAUACUCAGAAGGUUACACAGAAUCUCAAGAGAGAAACAAAGAUCCCUGUGCUGAGAUGGAAGAGGACCUGAAAGUUCUGAUGAAAGCAGAUUCUAGAAAGCAGGAAUCGCUUGAAUCGGAAGUUGUUCCUGAUCCGAUGGAGGGAGAGCAGACUUGGCCCACAGACGAAGAGCUGCAGGAGGCUGAGGAUACUCUGAAUUCAAGCAGGAAGAUUGUUCGGAAAGUUCCGAAAGGUACCUCUGAUUAUCAGGCCACCUGGAUUCUGGAUGAUGAGGGAGAUGAGGAGGAAAGUGACGAAGAUAUGGAGAAAGAUGAGAUAAUGGGUGAGACGGUGUCACAGGCCAGCGGAGAAAGUGAUUGUGAGGAAGAGGCUGAUGAGGAAUGUGAAACCAUGACGGUUCCAGAAAGCAUUCGCGAUGAUAAUUAUGAUGAGAAGGUGGAUGAAGAGGAGGAGAUGAUGAUGCUGGAAAAGUGCAAGCAGGAGCGAAUGGAUGAAAUGUUCCCCGAUGAGGUAGACACACCGAAGGAUGUAGCUGCUCGAGUCAGGUUUCAGAAGUAUCGGGGGCUGAAGAGUUUCCGCACUUCACCCUGGGACCCCAAGGAGAACUUGCCGCGGGAUUAUGCCAGAAUAUUCCAGUUCCAGAAUUAUACCCGGACAAAGAGGAGAAUCUACAGGGAGACUGAAGAGGAGGUGGAAGGUGCAAUGCCAGGCUGGUAUGUUACUGUACACAUUGGCAGCGUGCCUGUGUCACUGAUGGACAGUCUCGACCCAGAGGUUCCCCUGGCCCUCUUCACCCUGCUGCCGCACGAACACAAGAUGUCAGUGAUGCAUUUCCUGCUCAGGAGGCACGCAAACAACACUGAGCCCAUCAAGUCGAAAGAGGAGAUGGUGUUCCACUGUGGCUGCAGAAGAUUUCGGGCUCCACCUCUAUAUUCCCAGCACACAUCAGCCAACAAGUUCAAAUAUGAGCGUUUUUUCCGUUGUAACAGCACUCUGGUGGGCACUGUGUACGGUCCAAUCACCUUCUCGCCAGCCUCCGUCCUAAUGUUCAAGCAAAGAGUCAAUGGUAUGCAUGACCUCGUUGCAACCGGCUCUGUACUGAAGGCUGACCCUGACCGCAUCAUCGUCAAGAGAAUUAUCCUGAGUGGCCAUCCCUUCAAAAUCCUGAACAAAACUUCCGUGGUGCGCUACAUGUUCUUCAACCGAGAGGAUGUGCUGUGGUUUAAGCCAGUGGAACUUCGAACAAAAUGGGGACGAAAGGGUCACAUCAAGGAGCCUUUAGGGACUCACGGACACAUGAAAUGUUUGUUUGAUGGCCAGCUGAAAUCCCAGGAUACUGUGCUGAUGAGCUUAUACAAGCGAGUUUUCCCAAAAUGGGCAUAUGAUCCCUACGUUCCGAGCCCAAUACCUUGGGAGCGAACUGAAUCUACUGUCAAUGUGCUGGAGGUUGAGAUGGAUUAGAGUGUCCAGCCAGAUUUCUUCCUCUGUGCCUUUUAUUUUAAAAGUAUUCCAAUUCAGAAAAUGUUGG
Hemiscyllium ocellatum (epaulette shark) is the source of this 2731-nucleotide messenger RNA. RefSeq names its product TSR1 ribosome maturation factor (gene tsr1). NCBI's taxonomy places the organism in Eukaryota, Metazoa, Chordata, Chondrichthyes, Orectolobiformes, Hemiscylliidae. Gene Ontology annotation, molecular function: U3 snoRNA binding; GTPase activity; GTP binding. Gene Ontology annotation, cellular component: preribosome, small subunit precursor; nucleus. The coding region runs from base 118 to 2664 and encodes 848 amino acids. The record is from RefSeq and is a predicted model, not a curated record. The transcript is spliced from 16 exons. Gene Ontology annotation, biological process: maturation of SSU-rRNA from tricistronic rRNA transcript (SSU-rRNA, 5.8S rRNA, LSU-rRNA); endonucleolytic cleavage of tricistronic rRNA transcript (SSU-rRNA, 5.8S rRNA, LSU-rRNA); ribosome biogenesis.